Molecule: messenger RNA, 2215 nt
Organism: Cantharellus anzutake
Lineage: Eukaryota; Fungi; Basidiomycota; Agaricomycetes; Cantharellales; Hydnaceae
Exons: 7
Coding region: 479-2014 (511 amino acids)
Biological process (GO): DNA damage response
Cellular component (GO): cytoplasm; nucleus
Molecular function (GO): phosphatase activity
Source: RefSeq, a predicted model, not a curated record
GGCGCCGAAGAUCAACUUUCUUCCCAACGUCUGUGCACUUCCGGAUCGUUCAAGCCGUCUCCGAACCUGAUUCAUCAUCGUCUUCUAGUCAGAGAUGGUAAGAGGCAAGAAGUGCUCACUCAGAAUCUUGGAAUUUUGGGAUGUUGUCGGACGUGGAGAACCCAUGGGCAUAUGAAACUGAACGACCUGAGAAUGAUAUGGGAUAAGACAUUCGUUCAAAAACAAUUGAGGUCAUAAUAUUUCUGGAUCAUUAUCAAAACUGAAAUGGGCAAAGAUGGUUUAUAUUUCCAUUUCUUGCAAAAGGCCCCCCUUUUUCGCCCUACACCAAGCUGAUUCCGCGCAGGUAUAUAACCUCCGUUGGAUGCCACCUUGCUACCGACACAUCACCCCUCUCGACUCACCGUUCUUAACGUGAAGAUCGUACACAGAGCUUUCCACUAGCAUCUCCUAGUCUCUGGACUUUGAUUCAUCAUCCAAGAUGUCCAACACCCAAACUGUUCGGCACAACGGCGCGACAGAACAGACUGGUGCGAAGCGUGUCACCAAGACCGUUCUCAGUCUCGGCAACCUUCCACCUAAACCCACGACGCAGAACGAGUUAGGCGCUACUCUUAGCUGGCCACGCACACCUACCCGUGUCGACCCAAACAACCCACCAUGGCCUGCCUACCGUGGUUAUCACGAAUAUUCGUUUGCUUAUGCCACAAUGGGUAAAAGACUUCCAACUAUUCUGGGAAAGGCAAUCGAUGACGUCGUCAAGACCCUUAAUGAGCAAUCUGAGGAGGAGCAUAUCGUCGACUUGAACGAGUGCAUUAACCGUAUGGACAAGCUCAUGGAGGACCUCACCGGAAACAAGAAGCUCCGACCCAUCAUUGACGACAACGAAGCGGACGUUGCGCUCUGGAACAAGGAGAUUGCAAAGUUUUUCCAAGGAAAGGACUUCAUGAAUGCUCCGUGGCUUUUCGCCGAGGCGUACAAGUACCGCCGUCUGAGGGAGUGUUUUUCCGUCAGCAAGUACUGGAAGGACUAUGACGUGUUCUUCCGCCAAAAAUGUGACACUUUUGCCCGAUCAAGCGAUGCAGUCUUCGAGCUCUCGACUCGCUUCGCCCAGCCUUGGAAAUUACCCGAGGGCUUGAGUGAAGCGGAGGCUGAUGCUGCCCGCCGUGCCAUUUUCUUGGAGCUCACUCAGGUUUGCCUCUGGGGCAACUCGACGGAUCUUUCUCUCCUCAUCAAUAUGAGCGAGGAAGAUAUCAAGAAGCUGCAGUCCACUGGUGGUGAACAGCUCGCUGCCACCGAGAAAAACAUUCUUGGUAACCACAUCGAAGAUGUAUGGGAGACUGUGAAGUCUCUCAAGGGUGGCCGUGUCGAUUUCAUCCUCGAUAACGCUGGCUUCGAAUUAUAUUGUGACAUGGUUUAUGCCGAUUAUCUCAUCCAAUCUGGCCAUGUCAAAACCGUUCAUUUCCAUGGCAAGCGUCUGCCAUGGUUCGUGUCGGAUGUUACCCGCAAGGAUUGGAAUUGGCUCAUCAACUCUUGCAUUUACGGUCAACUCUUCCCUCAUGUUACGGACAUCGAGCUUGGAUCCCUUCGACGACUCGGCGAGCGCUGGAAACAGUACGAACGUUCCGGCCAGUGGGUUUACGAACAGCAUCCCUUCUGGUGCACGGGAUUCACCUACUGGGACCUCGCAUCUGAGGCUCCUGAUCUCUUCCUGCAUUUGAGCAAGAGUGAUUUGGUGGUGUUCAAGGGCGAUUUGAAUCAUCGGAAGUUAACGUAUGAUUGUGCGGCGCCGGCUGCAACUCCAUUCGACGUGGCCAUCGGGCCUAUGGCCAGUUUAUCUGGUGCACCGCGCGUGGCGACCCUCAGGACAAUCAAGAGCGACGUUGUAGUAGGGCUUCCAGACAACAAAAUUGCGGAUGAGCUCGAUGAAAAAGAACCCGGGUGGAAGAUCUCGGGUAAAUAUGCCGUCGUUCUCCUUUCGGAAGGCCGACCUGGCGAAAAGGUUCGCUUCGCAUAAGGACUGUUUCUUCUCUCUUUCCCUUCUCUUUUAUCCCCCGGUUCAUCCACUAGUUCUUCAACACUCUCAUAUUUUUGUAGUUCGCUAUUUAAUAAUCCACGACCCUGGUCAGUCCGCUGUACCAUUUACGCACACUAGAAAGCAUGUUGUUGCAUCGUAUGUCAAAUACCAUUGAUGUAAUCUCCUAGUUCUUCAUCAAUC